Messenger RNA from Corylus avellana, 939 nucleotides. The record is from RefSeq and is a predicted model, not a curated record. NCBI's taxonomy places the organism in Eukaryota, Viridiplantae, Streptophyta, Magnoliopsida, Fagales, Betulaceae.
AUGGAGGAGAUCAUCACAGCAACAAACAACUUCGAUUCAACUCACAUUAUGCAAAAUUGUGCAUUUCAUAAUAAGGAGACCAUAUUUGAUAUGGAUGAUUAUAUUGUUGAUCUGAAUUAUGAUAUGUAUAAGGGUUAUCUAGAUGAUCGCCCAAUCAUUGUUAAGAAGUUCAUGUACUCGUCCUUGGAGGAGGAUAAAGCUCGGUCCUAUGCUAUACGUGACAUCGUCAUUGCAACCCAGAUGAGCAACCAUAACAACGUUUUAAAGCUCUUAGGCUGUUGUUUAGAAUUUCCUAUACCGGCUCUUGUGCAUGAAUACGCAGCAAAUGGAGUUCUCAAUGAUAAAGGAGGUUUUGGAGCUGAUGAAGAAUUCCUACCUUGGAAGAUCAGGUUGCGUAUUGCUAAGCAGCUUGCAAAUGCACUUACGUAUCUCCACACUGCUCUUCUCAGGCCAGUCAUCCAUAGGGAUAUAAGACCCUCCUCCAUUUUCUUGGACCAUAACUUUGUUCCUAAACUCUCCAACUUCUCAGUCUCCAUAACAAUCCCUCCUCACCAAUCGUAUGCAAGUGAUGAUACGGAUAUUAUGUCUUUGUACUGUGUUCCUGAAUAUUUAGAGUCUUGUUCUGUUACCGAGAAAAGUGAUGUCUAUAGCUUCGGCAUGCUUUUACUUAUUUUCUUAACAGGGAAAAGUGCUAAAGCUAUUUCUUGGAAAAUAAGGCCAUUAAUUUAUAGCUAUGUGAGAGAACAUGUUCUAAACGAGCAGAUGAUCACUAAAAUUAUGGAUCCCAAUAUUUUUAGCGAGGAAGGAGGAGAUGGACAAGCACAACAAGUGAAAGCUUUUUUAGCACUAGCUUUGACAUGCCUUCGAUGGAAAGGUGAAGAAAGGCCUGAUAUGAUUGAUGUGGCAAAAGAGCUCAUGCGGAUUGACAAGUCCAUAUGA